Messenger RNA from Lineus longissimus, 6798 nucleotides. Its product is annotated as double-strand-break repair protein rad21 homolog. Lineage: Eukaryota; Metazoa; Nemertea; Pilidiophora; Heteronemertea; Lineidae. Gene Ontology annotation, cellular component: cohesin complex. Gene Ontology annotation, molecular function: chromatin binding; protein binding. Gene Ontology annotation, biological process: sister chromatid cohesion; replication-born double-strand break repair via sister chromatid exchange. The record is from RefSeq and is a predicted model, not a curated record. The transcript is spliced from 13 exons. Bases 166 to 3762 code for a protein of 1198 amino acids.
UUGAUUAUCCCCGGAACGCGUCGUUUGGUUUGAUUUUAUGUUUACAUGGGUCUUUAUAUGUGCGAUUGCUGCCUUAUAUUUGAAUAAAAGCAACGGUAGUUUGCUCGUAUAGUUUUAAAGAUAUCAAAUAUAUAUUGUUGAGGACACAGCAAGAACUAAAUCAAGAUGUUUUAUGCACACUUUGUGCUCAGCAAGAAAGGCCCUUUGGCCAGAAUUUGGUUAGCAGCCCAUUGGGACAAGAAGUUGACCAAAGCCCAUGUGUUUGAGACCAACAUCUCUAGCAGCGUGGAUGCCAUUCUGGAACCAAAGGUGAAAAUGGCAUUGAGAACUUCGGGGCAUUUACUGCUUGGCGUGGUGAGAAUCUAUUCACGCAAAGCCAAGUAUUUAUUAGCCGACUGCAAUGAAGCUUUUGUCAAGAUCAAGAUGGCAUUCCGACCCGGUGUUGUGGAUUUGCCAGAAGAUAACAGAGAGGCUGCGGUGGCUGCUAUCACCCUUCCCGAGACGUUCCACGAUUUUGACACAACCAUGGCUGAUCUGACGGACAUUGAUGUCCAAGCCCAGUUCUCUGUGAACCAGAGUCGACCCGAGGAGAUCACAAUGAGGGAGGAGAUAGGGAACAUCACCAUCGUCAAUGAUGAUGGAUUUGGUGACUCUGGUUAUGAAGAUGACGAUUUAGGUGGCGAACUAAACCUAGAGGAACUCAACGUACUGAUCCGCUCUUAUAAGACGAGUGACGCAAAAAAUCCAUGGAAUUUCCAGGGUAUGCUUGCGUCAGUUGAUGUAACAAUAGAAUUACACAGACAUCAGAGGAGUAUAGCAGCCAGGGAAGUUGGUGAAGGAGAUCCUACCUCCUUGCAUUCCACAGUAAAAGCAAAAUCGGCCUGUGUUACUGGUGCCCCUGAGUCACCAGGAUUCAUUACCCCUGGAUUUACUGCGUUAGACCUCUCCGUUCCUUUAUCUAUAGUGGAUGAGGAUAAUUUUGCGAAUGAGAGUAUUUCAGGAAAUUCAGAAAAGAUCACUUCCAUUCCUAGUAUUCUUGAUGUUCCUCUUGAAACGUACAAAACUGGUGGUGUUGAUGUUGUAAUGACCACCUCCAAGUCUUCCAUGGUAGAUCUUACCAGAGAUGUUUCUGAGGUUCUUCCUAAAGCCAGGAAUAUUGAAAAUGAUACUGUCCAAGUCAGUGAAAAUUCAGAAAUCGGUGUCUCCCUUCAAAACGAUUCUGUUUCCAAAGAUGCCGGUGUUACUGUUAUUAUAGAAAGUCAACAUGAAAAUGAAACUGCUCAAGGUAUUGAAGACUUGCAAGUGAGGUUAUCAUCUCAAAAUGUGCCAAAUUCCGUCCAACCUCCAAAAAAUGCUCAGGAAGGGCCUGCUGAUGUUACUCGGGGACCCAAGGUUUCAGAUUCUGGAUUUGCCAUUCCAAGAAUUCCAGCUUGUGUUCACGACCAGAAGGAUAGAGACAAUAAAGGGUCAGCAGAAGUUGUAUCCAAGAUUGCUCAAAGUUCGAAUUGUGUGGUUCCCAAAUUAGUUGAAGGACAGGAAAGUGCUACGGAGACUAGACCACUUGCAUUGGUCUCCAACGAUUCAGGUUGCAUUGUUGAUGUGGACCCCGAGUUUGACCCGGGGCGAACUCGAGCUUCAUACGGUAAAACAGAUAAAAAGCCCUUAGACGUUUCAAGUAAACCUUUCCAGGCGGUUCCUUCAUCGGGACCUGAGAGCAAGUGUUCUUGUGGUGCUGCAAAUAAUGCUAAAAAUUUGUGUGAUAAUUCCAAGAAGUGUUCUUAUUGUGUGUUCGGACCUCCUGUGGCAACUUCCACGCCCUCCAAAUCCCCACAGCGUUCACUGCCAGGCUCCCGUCAUAUGAGCCGAUUAGACAGUGGUGUUGGUUUCAGUGACGACCCCGGUGACUUGUCUGGUUAUGAAUCGGAUGAUGAGACAAACGUACAAUCAAAAGCUGGUUUGGACGAACGGUCGAAACCGGGUAAGAAAGGUGACAUCGGCUUCGAUGAGAAGGAGAUCAUGAGAGACGCCGGGCCGAUCGAAGACGCACUGUACAAGAGUAGCGACGCACCCAAUCUUCUUCUUGACCAGUCGACGAGAAAGGACAAGUCUGCAGAUGGAGAGAAGCCAAUGGAUGUUGAUUUCACUGCACCAAUCAGAGAUGAUGGCUUUGGUGGAGGCAUUGAUGAUCAGUUACUUGGAGGCCCUGAUUCGCCGGCUGGUUGCCAUGACGAUGACAGCAGCGAUGACGACAAUUUUGGCGGAGGCAUGGAUCACGAUCUUUUCACUGGUGAGGACUUCAUGGAGAGUGCUGGUCUGUUUGAAGAGCCCCCUGCCCCGUUGGCUGAGGUGUCCAUGCCAGACCCUGCUGUCAGCAUGGUGGAGGAACCAAGAGAACCGCCUCAAGUUGAAGAACCUGAACCAAUUCCCACGCAGCCACCUGCAGAGAUACCGGGAAUGUCUGCUGUUGGCCCGCCAGAGAUGCCCCCACCCAUCGUCCCUCCACCACCACCACCAGCGAUUGACCAGACCACACUAGUACACAAUGAGGAGGAGGCGUUUGCUUUGGAACCACUCGAUAUCACCAGCUUAGCCACUGGAGAAAGACGUACGAAGAGAAAGCGUAAACUCAUCGUAGACGACGCCAAGGGCAUCCCAAGCGAGUCGAUGAAGUUACAACUCUCAGACACAGGCGAUAUCGUCACAACUCUUGACCUGGCGCCACCUACCAAGAAGUUAAUGCACUGGAAGGAAACGGGUGGUGUCGAGAAAUUGUUUGCUCUGCCCGGAAGGAAUCUUCCCUCAAGAGGUUUGCCUCAGGUAUUCUUGAAAAAUCUAACCACAAAACCAGUUACAGAGGAUGAGGAGCCAGAUGAUGAUCGCCUCGAAUUAGAAGCGCCAGAAAACUUCCGAAUCGACGACGACCCAGAUGAGCAUCAUCUCAUCCGCGACAUCUCAAACUCCGAGGAUCGUCCUCCACCAAAGACGAGGCGGUCACGCGCCCAGAAGCAAGCUGAAGCCCAGGCGAUCGCACUCGCUGCUGCGGAGGCACAGAUACGGGGGGCGAACGCUGCAGCUGCUGAAGCAGCCAUUCAGGCGCAGGAGGAGGCCAUGCGGGCGCAGCAGAUGACGCCAUCGAUGCCUGAACCAGUGCCGCAAGUCAGCUUCCAACAGCCAGAUAUUUCAAUACCCGAAUUCGAACCACCGAUGCCCGAACUGCCCGACCAAUCAGAGCUGCAGCAAACAAUCAACGACAUGCCUCCUGAUAUCCAACAACCCGAGGAACCAAUCAUGUCGCCUCGUGCUGCGAUUAUGUCGCCACGUGCGGCGAUUAUGUCGCCACGUCGAGUGCAAGAACAAGAUGUACGAGAACUGGAAAAAGACGACGAGGAUGAAAUUGUAAAUGACGAUAUUUUCACGACGGAUUUCCAGGCAGAUGUCGCGGCGGAGCAGGGAUUGAAUAUGGAGGAAUUGACAACCGAGGAAAGAGACGCACUCACAAUGACAGAGGAAUACGAGGAAAAACGAUUGUCGAAACGAUCACAAAUUAUUCUCCGGACUUUACAUAAUAUUAUGAAAAAGCGAUCGAGUCACUCGAUAGGAUUCAAGGAGUUCACGCGUACGAAUCACCGAAAACAGGCAGCGUCGAAAUUCUACACGAUGCUGGUUUUGAAAAAGCAAGAAGCACUCGAAAUCAAGCAGACGGAGCCUUUCGGUGAUCUCAUCUUAUCACGAGGGCCACAGUUCGACUCGAUGAUCGAGUAAAUCAUCUUGUAAUGAUACUGCCAAAGACUUAUUGAAUCCUGUUGAAAAUGGGACUUCAUUCAUAUAAUGAGACUGGUGAAAUUGGACAGACAUUGCUACUGGUUUUGACUCACAGACCCAAUGUUGCACGCAGAGAAUUCUCAGAUUCUUGCAAGUCGAGGAACGUGCUGAGUUAUAAUGUGCAUUUCCAGUUUGGAUUUGUCUUUGCUUACACGGUUCCUGUUGCUGGUGGUUUUCCAUGAUGAGUCACACAUUUCAGGAUAAUUUGAGGUGUGCCCACGCUGACCAGUGUCGUCGUGUUUAAAUUGCCCUCACAUGGGUACAUUAGGUAGGUGUUAUUACCAUUUCAUCUUUGGAUUCCUGAAAGAGAAUUGUUGAAAUGAGAAGACACCUAUCUCCGUGUCUGUGAAGCGCAAUUGUAAAGAUCAGUACUUAUCUGUUGAGGACUAAGCCUCGAGCUAGAUAUUCCUUUUCCCCUAGAAAAUGGGGACAGGCACAUGUACCCAGGGUGUCUCGGGAGUGUUGUCACAUUGGGGAAGGGUGGGACGACAACAUGGGUUCUGCUGUCUUCUAAAUUAUGCGUAGACGAGGACUUAAGAAAACCAUAUACGUAGAGGCCUCGCACAACUGCACUGUUUGUUCAUUACCUAUUGUUUUAUAUGUCGAUUUUUUAGUCAUUGAUUUUUUGACUGACCAUUCUUCUCUGUGUGUUGGAGAUUCUGUGCAAUAAUAAGAAAAUGAUAUGAAAAAUGAAGUCUCUAUUCUCAUACUUUAGAAAUUUGUCCUUGAGCUUACGGAUGGUGAUUGUUCUGUUGUGGGAUAGAGCUGUGAAAUCAAUUUGAAUCUCUUGAAAUAGCUGACUUGUCGCUGAUGGAGUCGAGGGGUCGAUUCAGAGACCCACAUUAUCAUCAAGAACUUGUCACUCAGUUUUUGUUUUAAAUAUCUCCAUCUCAUUUCUGUAAUUGUUAAAUUUUUCCCUUUUCCUGCAGAUAUUUUAAUUAUUAUGAAAACGCUGCAUGCAUUGAUUUCUAUUCAACUUAGUUGUGUGGUCUCAGUUCAUGAGCUAUUGUCUUUUAUUUGUGCAGGAUGUGACAAAUAAUAAGUGGAGGUCACGUUCUGUUUUUGUCAAAAGUGCAUUACGCUAAGAGGAGAAAACUUGGGCUAGUCGCAUUGAAGGCCAAGUGACAAUCACCUGUUGUGUAAUUUUGCAGCCCUCAUGUCACUGCCAGAAAGAUUAUCAAUAUUUCAUAUGGUGUUAUUGGAAGAAAUCAGUUAUUUCUCACAGACAUACUUGUUUAGAAAGUGUUGGAAGGUAACAUUUUGACAUCAUCAGUACAGAUGAUGUUGUUCAACUUUUAAAAUAUUGUGAUGGUUUAAAUUGUAUUUGAUUAAAAUUCAUAUUCAGUGUUACCAAUUUUGGAGAAUUUGUUCAACUCAAAUAUUGGGGGAAAGACGAAAAAUAAGGUUGAGCUCACCAGACGUCAUUAUUCAAAUUUUUGUUGUUGUCGACUCAUUAAAACGGUCACUUUCUGUGGGUUGUCGUAAUGGGGUUAAAACGUUUAUCGUAAUAACAGAAUAUUGAAAAAUCUUUUUAAAAUAUUUCAUUUUCAGAAAAAAUAAUGUUUUGUCCCAAACUUUCAGCAAAUGUUGUAUCUAUUAUCGAAAAAAGAUCAUAUUUAUAUUACAUUGUACAAUAAAAUGACAUGUAUUCUGUGGUAUUUCUAGAUUUUACUGAUGUUUCUGUGUUUUUGAGUUGGUUGAUAGGACAUUUUCGAACAAAUGUGUACUUGUAGCUCUGUCUAAUAAAAGUAUUUUCAGACUUUCAUCCCAAAAUUUCAUAAAAAUAAUGCGUUGUUGAUAGUUGGUCAUACUUACGAACAUUUUCAAAAUCAUAAACUGUACAUUUCAUGAUUUCAGAUUGUAAAUAACAUGUCAUUUGUCAUUCACAUUUUGGGGGCAUUUGGUCAUUGACUACAGUCCCAAUGUUGGGGUGAUGAAAUUUAUGUCAAAUGAUGUAACUGGGCUAUCUCAAGAGAGAGCUCUGAAAUAUAAGCAGAGGUUGUAGAGAUGGCUUCCUGAACUUUCAAAGUCUGAGGGAGAGGGAGAUUUUUCCUGGCUUCCUUGUUGUAGUCAGCAGAUUGACACAUGUAUGCUGUAAAAUCGAUCAGGAGCUGUAAUGACACCCAAGAGGGCAGCUGUCACUUAGUAAUGAAAUGUUUGAAUCAUUCUGGAAAGUCAUAGUGGCACCUGGCUGAUUUUACAGCAGCAAGUAGUGGAUUUUGCACCCUACUGAACCUGAACGAGAUACUUAAGCGUGUUUGGUUUUAUAUUUGGUGUCUUUGGCACCCCUGUAUGUAAAGUACUGCCAAGUUCUAUGUAAAUUUAUGUACAAACAUAGUACGUCAAGUUAAACGUCUUUCUACUCUAAAUCUUGUGUCCUUGUCUUCAUUCCUUGUUCUGUUGUGUUGAGACACUUUCAUAAAGUGUGCCUCAUUGGUAUUCCUCAUUAAGAGUUGUAUCCCAGGAUUGGAUUCCAGUUGUUUUCCUGUACAGAGGAAAAGUUCUGAAGUCAAACUGAUGGCAGAGUUGUUUGCAAGUGUCCUGUGAAUGAGAUGGCUUUUUAUUACUGCCCCCCCCCCCCCUGAUUUCACAACUUGGAGGUCCGUUCUUGAGUUCAGUUGAAAUCAAUGACAUCUGGACACAUUUAUAGCAGAAAGACUUCAAGGAGUUUAUUGUACGUGACAGAGUUGUCAAGGAGGUUGAUUAAUGGUGAAAAAUUCAUGGCUGUUUUUGUUGAGAUCUGGACCUUUCUUUGGAGUUUUAACAAUGGUUAGGGAGGCCCACGAUAUCAGCCAUUCAAAUUACAAGUCUAGGUUAGAUGACCCAUGUAUGGAUGUUCGUAUGUGUCCCAAGUCUAUAUAAUUUUCUUGUUAUUUAAAAGUAGAAAGACUGCGGGUAUUGAAGGAAAAAGACAAGUGCAGCUUCAUGCAAUAUUAGCACAUGUAAGACCAUAUUUUGUACAAUAAAAGUUGAAAG